UCAACAUUCAUGCUUCUUAUAUCCUCGCAUUCUCGGCAUAUUCUUUGGGGAAAGCGUCUUGACAGCGGAUGAGAGAACAUCAUGGGGGGUUCCAGUGCUAAAAGGAAGAAGGAAAAGAAGAAAGAUUUCCAGAAACCAAAGUUGAAGGUCGGGAAGGCAAAGCCGAAAGCGGCCAACUUCACAGACACAAGUUUCAAAGCCAAAUCAAUUGUAUUGACUCAACAGUCUCUUUCAGCGAAUGCGCCAUCCGUGGUUGCACAGUGCUCUCAUCAUCUUUCCAUGCUCGCUCACAAGUCCGAUUCGCAGAGACGUGACUCUCUGGCAUAUUUGACCACAGCAAUCACAAACACUCCCGCUGGUGCUCCGCUACCACAACCAACAUCAAUCAUUCUACCGGCUGUGCAACGUCUCAUUCUGGAUGGUUCCAACGCUGUGCGACAACAGCUUCUCAAGCUCCUUCAAAGUCUACCAAAGAACGACAUCGCAAGCUAUAGUGAUCAACUGUUAUUGCAUACCCGAGCUGGAAUGACCCAUAUAGCGACAGAAAUUCGAACUUUUGCUCUGGAUGUUCUGGAAUGGUUACUCGGAGUAGCAGGUGAUGAAGUUGUUAGUGGCGUAGGUGGUUGGGUCAAGAUGCUCAAGUGUUUUAUUGGCCUCUUAGGCUGGCAAAAUGAAACGUCAGGUAAAUGGUCGGCCCCUAAAUCAUUUGGGAAAUCGGGCGGAGACGCAAAGAUCAUGGUCAAGCAGAUGAAUGCUCUUGCAGCAUUUUUGAGAGCAGGGCUUGUGCCUUCUCAAACUGAAGAACCAAUUGAUGUAGGCGGUACUACCUUUCCACUCUGGCAGUGCGAGCACCACAUGGUGUCUGAACGAUCAAACACAUUUGUGCACUUGAAUCUGUUCGGGGCUCCAAGGGACGAAGAAGCAGAGAUGUAUGAAGACCGAGAGGAUCGACAGAGAGUUUUUCACGAUAAAGCAGAAGCUGCAAUUGUUGCUGGUCUUGACCAGGUAACGAAAGGCGGCGGAGAGUUGGGCCGUGCGGCUGCUCAACUGCGAAAAGUAGUGAGAGAAGGCAUGUCGGACUUCCGCAGUGAUUAGAGUUCAAUGACUCAGAAUUCGAAGGAGCGUCCCAGAAAUG
Molecule: messenger RNA, 1135 nt
Organism: Lindgomyces ingoldianus
Lineage: Eukaryota; Fungi; Ascomycota; Dothideomycetes; Pleosporales; Lindgomycetaceae
Product: rRNA processing protein Ipi1
Exons: 3
Coding region: 82-1095 (337 amino acids)
Biological process (GO): rRNA processing
Cellular component (GO): nucleus
Source: RefSeq, a predicted model, not a curated record